AACAAAAAAGUAACAAAAAACGAAAAUAUAACUAACAAAUACAAAUAAAAGUGAAACAUUAUUUAUUUGAUAAAAAAAAAAUAAUAUUCGCAAAAAUCAACAGGAAGGAACACAAACGAUACAUAUAGAAAAACAACGAAAUUAAUAACAGCGACAGCAAAACUAAACGCGAAACUCCAAUAAGUGCUUUUUUUAAUACAAAAAAAAAAAAAAAAAACAGUUGAAAACAAUAACAACAAAUUUCCAAAAAAAAAAAUAACAAUCCAAUCGCACACAGUCCCCGUCAAGUGUAAUAUCAAACAGUAACAACAACAAUGCGUCCUACCGUAUUGUCCAAUGCAAACGCUAACGCCUCAGCGGGCGUUGGCGGUGGCGGCGGCAACUCCAACACCAAUGGCAUACAAAUUCCCAUACAUCAUGACUAUGGUAAUGGUGGCAAUGGUGGUCCACAAUCUACCGGCGGCUAUUAUGCCGAUGCCAAUACCGGCUCGUAUGGUUCACCACGCGGUGGGCAACAGCAACAACAACAACCGUCACCACAACAACAGUCAUAUGCCCAUCAGCAGGCGCCACAACCGGGCCAACAGCCACAACAACAACAACAUCCACAUCAGCAAAUGCCGCAACAUUUUCAGCAGGGCUUUGGUUUCGAACCGGACAUGGACAUGGACAUGGAUAUGGACAUGUUUCCUCGCAGCCGCUUGGGUCGCAUGCAUGACCCCUUCGGAAGCUUCAACAAUACACAUUUCGGCUUCCCCCAAUUCAACUCGCUAGGACGCCGACGGGCUGCCGACCAUAUGGGUCGUGAUGAUGAUUUCUUUAAUCGCCUGCCAUCAGAAUUCCGCCAGUAUAUACCAGAUGGUUUUGGACACAGACGUGCUGGCGAAAGUGCCACAUUACCACGCCAGCAUAGCGCCCAGCAUACACAACAAGUGCCAGUACAAAGUGGUGGCGGUGGCGUCGGCGGCGGCGCUCCCGCUUACUAUCAGUCAUACGCACCCGCCUCACCACCCAAUGGCGUACCGCAAUCGCCAUCGAAGAAACUUUGUGAUGCCGCCAUACAAACUGAGGAUCCCGCAAUGCGUACCGGUGGCGAUGAGGUGGAUCAUGCCGCGCCUCAGCUUCACGGUGAUAACUUGAAACAACAUGGUUUACGCAAUACAGUCGAUAUGGGUGUGAAGUCCGCCCUAGAGUCAGAACAGGGCGCACGCGCACAUUCGGCACCACCACAAGAACAACAACAGGUGCCAGUGAAUGGUAAACGUCAGACGCCGCCACCCCAAGCCGGACACACACAAUUCGGCACUCAGACUAGUCCACAUGUACAGGCUGGCGUUAACGCUGGCCAGCAACCGCAGUUCCACAAGGUUUACUAUCCACCACAACAGCAACCGCAUCCACAACAGCGUCAACAGACGCCACCGCCGCCACAAACUCCCGGCGGCAGUUAUGUGCGCACCAUACCAAUCUUUGUCGAAGGCCGAUCCGAGCCUAUUAUUAAUGCUCACAAAGAAAUACCAAAUCAGAAUAGCGCACCUGGGCAAGCACAGGCUUCAGCUAGUGCCUCGGCUAGGGCUUAUGUACCGCCACAACAACAACAAUCACAGCAACAUCAUCAGCCACAAUCCCAUCAACAACAACAACAACAUCGUCCAACGCCACUAAAUACUCAACAGCCACAGCAACAAGGUGAAGGUACCGCUGCCGCCGCCGGCAUGCCCCCGCAAACCCCACACACCCUCGACUCGAUCAGCAAAAUUCAAGACAUUCAACGUGAUGUACUCGAUCUCAUGGGAAAAGUUGAGAAAUUCACUGGCACACGUCAAGACAAAGAAUAUGUCUAUCUCGACGAGAUGUUGACGCGUAAUCUACUCAAGUUGGACACAAUCGAUACAAACGGCAAAGACAGCAUACGUCUAGCACGUAAGGAGGCCAUCAAAUGCAUACAAGCUUCGAUUAAUGUGCUCGAGGCGAAAGCCAAUGAGAAUACCAAAGCUGCACAACAGGCCGCAGAAGGUGGCGAAGCUAUGCCCGAGCAGUCUGCAGCAGAGCAGCCAGUGCAAACAGAGAAUGCUGCGACGCGAAAGAGUGCUUCUAAAGAGAAAGUGGGAGCGACUGCAGCAGAUGCCACAGAAACACCUGCCGUCGGUAGUGAACCCGAACCGGCUGAUGCAAAACAAAUACAAGCGCCCAUACCAUUGCCACCACCCGAAGGCAUGCAAGUAGAAGAGACAGCGGCUGUCAGUGAGGCGAAGAGCGCAGAGUCAAAGGAAAGCGCAGCUGAGACGGUUGCGGAGACGAGCAAUAAACAAGAAGCGGAGGCUGGUGCGCCAACAAGCGAGGGAUCGGCGAAGGCUGAGACGGAGUCGAGUAAAUGAUGAUUACAACAGCGCAUCUCAUCAGGUGCCGUGAGCUCCACCUACUCGGCUACAUUUUCAAAGCGUUUACAUAGCAUCACCAAGCGAAAGUCCUAAAAAAAAA
Messenger RNA from Ceratitis capitata (Mediterranean fruit fly), 2481 nucleotides. It is a transcript of the gene stv, whose product is annotated as BAG domain-containing protein Samui. Gene Ontology annotation, molecular function: protein-folding chaperone binding; adenyl-nucleotide exchange factor activity. The record is from RefSeq and is a predicted model, not a curated record. Lineage: Eukaryota; Metazoa; Arthropoda; Insecta; Diptera; Tephritidae. The coding region runs from base 315 to 2378 and encodes 687 amino acids. Gene Ontology annotation, cellular component: cytosol; membrane; cytoplasm. Gene Ontology annotation, biological process: protein stabilization. The transcript is spliced from 3 exons.